UGUUACUCUCAACUUCCUGUUUACCGAUCGCGCUCACCUCGGGACGGUGCACCGAUUGCAACACUUCUCCGUCGUGUUGUUUCUGAUCAGCAUCGAUCCGUUAUUAUCGUUAUUGCCGUUAUUGGUCAGUCUUAGAACGUUCAGCAGCUCGUCGUUUCCGGUGUCACUACUCCCGCCACACGAGCACGUGACAUUGAGUGAGCGCGAGCAGGCCAGGAGUCCUGGAGGUUUCCUGAGGGGGCAGAGGGACCAGGACCAGGACCGGGGGCCAAGGAGCUGAGGCAGAAGGACCAGGACCAGGACCGGGGGCCAAGGAGCUGAGGCAGAAGGACCAGGGGCUAAGGAACCAGGACCAGGGGCUACGGUGCUGAGGCGAAGGAAUCAGGACCGGAGGCUAAGGAGCUGAGGCUGAGGAACCAGGACCAGGGGCUACGGUGCUGAGGAACCAGGACCAGGGGCUAAGGAGCUGAGGCGGUGGGAACAGGGGCUGAGGAGCUGGGAUGUGGGACAGGACGGGUGGUUCCGCGGUGGGUUUAGAUUGACGCUAACAAGAUAUAUAUCCUACCGAGACUAACACAGACAAGCAACAAACCAGUCUAACAGCUAGCCACACAGUGUUGACACUCGGCAGGGGUUGCUGGUUCACAGGCUGGCUAACGGGGUGCGUGUAAAGGGGGUCUGAACUCGGGAGGAAAGCCCGCCCCCCUGAAGCGGGCAGUCAGGAAGAAGCUGGCGGGGAAGGGAUGGCCUGGCCGGUCCUCCCGCCCCAGAGUACACGGUGCUGCGGUUUUUGAAGGAGGGACAGUCCGCCUGGAGCCCACGGGGGGUCGCGGCAGAAUGAUGGCCGGGUCACCCUCCUCGUCCGGGAGCUUCACGUCUCCUGUGCUCUCGAUCAAGAAGGGCGAGGAGAUCGUGGAUUUGAUCGAUUUGUUUUCUAAGAUACAGUACAGAGCAAAAGAAGUCAGUCCUCGGGUGGACGCAGUGGAGAAGCGAUGCUUGGAGCUCUUUGGAAGAGACUACAAGUACAGUGUCAUCCAUAACACCAAUGGAGAGGUCUGCGGCCACUACCCCCGCCAGAUAGUCUACCUGGAGUAUGAAUGCAUGGAUUCUCAGAGAGACCGGUUUCAGAGCUCGGUACAGAUCAGUAAGCUUCAGGACCUGGUGAACAGGAGCAAGCUGGCGCGCUGCAGAGGAAGGUUCGUCUGCCCGGUCAUCCUCUUCAACGGCAAGCACAUCUGUCGGUCCUCCACGCUGGCGGGCUGGGGGGAGCUUUACGGACGCACCGGCUACAACUACAUUUUCUCAGGGGGCAGUGACGACACGUGGACUGAACAGGACGAGGUCUUGGAAGAGGACAGUGCUGCCAGGAACAGUGAAUCACAGCUCUUCGACAAGGUGCGCGGCCACGACAUCAAGCUGCUGCGCUACCUGUCUGUGCGCUACAUCUGUGACCUCAUGGUGGAGAACAAGAAGGUCAAGUUCGGCCUCAAUGUAACUUCCUCUGAAAAGGUGGACAAGGCCCAACGCUAUGCAGACUUUACCCUGCUCUCUGUGCCUUACCCAGGGUGUGAGUUCUUUAAGGACUACAAAGACAGAGACUACAUGGCCGAUGGACUGGUUUUCAAUUGGAAUCAGGACUAUGUGGACGCUCCUUUGACGAUCCCCACAUGCUUUACUCCCAACUUGAACAUUGACUGGACCGAAUACCAGUCGUGGGACCUGGUAGUGCAGACCCAGAACUACCUGAAGCUGCUGCUCCACAUCAUCAACAGUGAUGAUGAGAGUGGUCUCCUAGUGCAUUGCAUAUCAGGCUGGGACCGCACGCCUCUGUUUGUCUCCCUGCUCAGGCUCUCCCUGUGGGCGGAUGGUGCUGUUCAUGCCAGCCUUCAGCCAGCGGAAAUCCUGUACCUGACCAUCGCCUAUGACUGGUUCCUCUUCGGCCACAUGCUGCCUGAUCGACUCUCCAAAGGGGAGGAGAUCUUCUUCUUUUGCUUCAAUUUUUUGAAGCACAUUGUCUCAGAGAAGUUCUCUGCCAUUAGGAAGCCCAGAAGGAAGAACUCCCACUUCAAAGACAAUGAUUUCACUGUAGAUGACCUCUGCCAGUUAAAGUCCAGGGACCGCGGCAGCGUGACCAGCCUGAGCAGCGACUUCUCCCUCAUCACCGAGGAGACAGGAGGGGGCGUGGCCGGGGGCGGAGCCUCCAGCCUUACCACCGACGUGGCCGAGCUGCAUCCCAGGAAGAAGGGCCCCACCUCAUCGCCCCAGACAAUGGUGUGGAGUAAGCCCCCCCACCUGGAGGACCACCUGUACCACCCGCUGGGCGAGGCCCGGUCUUCCAGCUCCUCCUCCUCCAACCAAUCGGAGCAGGGCAUCACGCGUGCAGGGAGCAGCCCGUUGGCCGUCCCUGGCAGAAGGUUAGCGGCGGAGUACCCCCGCUCCGGCUCCUCCCUCUCCACCGACUACGGCAGCUGGCAGAUCGUGUCGGGCUGCGGCAGCAUCCAUGACCACGGCCACUUCAUGCCUCCGGCCUCCGCCUCCUCCACCUCUUCCUGCGCCGUGGCCUCCGCCGCCUACGACCCACCCCUCCCCUUCAGCUUCCAGGACGAGGGCCCCAGCGGGCGCAUGUGUGGCUUCCUGUCGGAGCGUCAGGCCCGUCUGGAGGCGGUGCGGGAGCUCUUCCUGGCCGCCUACAGCUCCACCGUGGGCCUCAAGUCGUCGGCCCCCAGUCCCUCCGGAGCCAUCUCUGGGCUCCUGGAGCAGUUUGCCCGCGGCGUGGGCCUCCGGGGAACCAACAACAUCGUGUGACUGAGUCCCCUCCUGCUGCUCCCAGCUCCCCGGUCCGUCCGUUGCCCCCUGACGCUCAGCUGAUACGCCCUAACUGCUCCGGACAUUUCGCAUUAAAGUGCCAAAAAAGAUUUAUUCGAUUCUGGGGCUGAAAUGUUUAUUUUUUUAUUCUGAUUAAUUUUUUGUUCAUCCUUUUAAUUACAUUUAAAAGGCUCUUUCUUAUAUUUUGAGUUUUUUUAUGUAUUUGUCUCCUGCACAUUGAAACGUACCCCUGUGGGUCUUCAGUUCAGUGUGUUCAGGGCAGCUCUGUAUCGCCUCGGGGCUCCACGGUGUCACCACGUAGGGGACGUGAACGUGGCCCCCUUCACGAGACAGCCUCCUCUCUGCAGGCCCUUCUUCCUCCUCUCAUCCUCCUCUCAUGCGAGUCUCACGUCCGUCGCUCGUGGUGCUGCUGUUCUUCUCCACUGAUCUGGACGGUCCAUCUGAUCGAUCCGCCGAGAUCAAUUGCUCUUCAUGUGUUCACACGGACACGCCACUCGUUGAAGAAAAGAAUGAAUAAGAAAAGGUAACUGUUUCAUAACGGCUUUAGUGGACGGUUCGGUUCAGUACGAGCAGGCUUGGUGGUGGACGUCUGUUGUCGUGAGUCCAAUCAAGAGGAGAUCAAUUCUGCUGUUGUGAUCCUGUCAUUGACAGCAUCACCUGGUUUCACCUCGUUCAGGGAGCCCCUCCCUGAUUACCUCAUUAAACGUCAAGAUUUCAACGGCCAAACUGUGUUCCCAUGGUAGCCAGGGGUCUCACAGCGUGUGGUGGUCUGUGGGAGCGCUGUCAGGUGGCCCCUCGGUCUGGAGCCAGGCUCACUUUCUGUUUUGAUCAUUUACACACACAUGGGCGGGGCUGCUCCUCUGGUGUGUGUGUGUGUGUGUGUGUGUGUGUGUGUGUGUGUUUGUGUGUGUGUGUGUGUGUGUGUGUGUGCGUGAGAGAGCUGUUAGAUGAUGACAUGAUAUUCUAGCAUUACUUUCUCAGAGGAGGUCAUCACUAUAUCGGUUCAUUAUCAAUAUGCGUUUGCUAACAUCGCUCCACCUCAGGAUCUUGGUGCCUUUCUUCUCAGCAGCUCUACUGUGAGGCUGAGGACAGACGUAUUACACCUUCCUUCAACAAGAGUCCUCCAUUGGCGUUGGGUAUAAUCAUCCUGUCACUGACGGGGCCACAGGUCGUUAUGUUGGCUCAUCGUCUCAAUAAUUGGGUAGCAGAUCAUUAACGGGGGAAGAGGGAUUCAGGAAGAACACAAUGCAUCCCCCCUUGUGGGUUUUAAACUAGCUGAGGUUUUUGAUCUGGCUUCAGCACAACACAAGGACUUGAACAACCACCGCUUCUAACGCCACUUUCACGUCUUCAGUUUGGAAUGGGGAAUGAACCCGUCAACUCUUAGAUUUCCCUUUUUAAGUUGUUUUUCAAUGUAUGUGUGGUAGGGUUGAAUGUUUGCUUUAAAUAUAUCAUGCAUUAAGGCCCCUUUUAUCAUGCAUUCUCUAAUAAGUAAAAUCACAGAGAAAAGUUCUGAAAUAAUUGUAUUUAAAGUGUUGAUGGAUCGGUUAUUUAACUUGGGGACGUUACACUUCUUUAAUACUUCAAAACUCUUAAAUAUGAAAGCUCACACACGCGGAUAUGCUUAUCAUCUGGCAACACCGUUUUAUACAAAAGGCAUUUCUUUGUCUAUAUGUCUUUUGGACAAAAUUCUCUUUUGUAUGAAGUAUAUCAUAGAAAAGCUCAGUUUCAAAAGAAUGGAUGGAUGUCCCUGUCUAUGUCUGAUAGAUGUCUGCACUAGGUAUAUCUGCUCUGUUGGGAUGUCUGGAACAAGCCGGCUGAUUCUCCUGUUGGUUCUACAAACUGGUUUAGUGUCUGGACCAGGUACCAGCAGGCUGUAAUCCUCCCGUUGGUUCUACAAAACCUUUAUUCUUGAUCAUCAACUUGGUUGUCGAGGCCUUUAGAGUUUCCUUCGUUUUUCCACCGGUUUUAAGAUUAUUCUAUGUUUUUCUUUAAUGAUUUGUUGUCUUUGAGAUUUUAUUUUUAAACGCUGUACUCAUUGUCAUGUUGUCGUUGUUGAGACCUUUUCGCUUUGUAUAUUUUUAAAUAAUGACAUUUUGUUAUUAAAUUGCCCUUAAUUGUU
Messenger RNA from Gadus morhua (Atlantic cod), 4948 nucleotides. It is a transcript of the gene mtmr14, whose product is annotated as myotubularin related protein 14. The record is from RefSeq and is a predicted model, not a curated record. The transcript has 19 exons. Gene Ontology annotation, biological process: dephosphorylation. Gene Ontology annotation, molecular function: phosphatidylinositol-3-phosphate phosphatase activity. Lineage: Eukaryota; Metazoa; Chordata; Actinopteri; Gadiformes; Gadidae. Bases 838 to 2805 code for a protein of 655 amino acids.